AUGGUGUCUGGGCUAACCGUUAACGCUUUAUAUUUAUGUGUUUUAAUAGGCUCUUUGUCAGUUCUCAUAACAUUUGGAAAUCUUCUGGUAAUCACUGCCAUCAUUUACUUCAAGCAGCUCCACACUCCUACUAACUGUCUCAUCCUCUCUCUGGCCAUGGCUGACCUGCUGGUUGGGCUUUUAGUUUUGCCUUUCAGCACCGUGCUGUCUGUAAGCUCAUGUUGGUAUCUUCAAGAUUUACUCUACAGAUAUUAUGUAGUGUGUCAGCCUCUGACAUAUAGAACGAAGAUGAAUGUCCAUGUAACUGCCAUCAUGAUCCUGGUCACCUGGACUGUUUCUGCGCUACUUGGAGUUGGCAUCACUAUUCGGGGACUGGGUCAAGUGCACUUCCAAAGGUGUCAUAUAUUUCAAAGCACAAAUUCAACCGUAAUGGGAGCUGUUUUUGCAUUUUACAUUCCAGCUCUAAUAAUUAUCACUGUCUACCUAAAGAUAUUGAUGGUGGCACAAAGACAGGCACGCAGCAUCCAGAAGACAACAAAGUCCAGAGCUACUGUGGCUAAGAUGGAAAGCAAGGCCACCAAGACUCUAGCUAUAGUGAUGGGAGUGUUUCUCAUGUGUUGGACUCCUUAUUUUCUCUGUAUCAUUUUUUACCCUUUGAGUACAAUACCAUUACCUGUGAUUGAGACUUUUAAGUGGCUUGGAUGGUCGAAUUCAAUGCUCAAUCCGUUUGUCUAUGCUUUCUUUUAUAGCUGGUUCCGAUCAGCUUUUAAAAUGAUAAUUUCUGGGAAAAUAUUUCAAGGGGACUUUUCCAAUACCAAACUGUUUUGA
Mugil cephalus (flathead mullet) is the source of this 828-nucleotide messenger RNA. Its product is annotated as trace amine-associated receptor 1-like. The record is from RefSeq and is a predicted model, not a curated record. The transcript is spliced from 2 exons. Gene Ontology annotation, molecular function: G protein-coupled receptor activity. The coding region runs from base 1 to 828 and encodes 275 amino acids. NCBI's taxonomy places the organism in Eukaryota, Metazoa, Chordata, Actinopteri, Mugiliformes, Mugilidae. Gene Ontology annotation, cellular component: membrane. Gene Ontology annotation, biological process: adenylate cyclase-activating adrenergic receptor signaling pathway.